AUGAACGCAGCAGUUGAUGUCGUUGCUAGUGGACAAAUGGGGUAUAGGAGGGCCGCAGAACAACAUGGUGUACCCCAAACAACUUUAGAAAGAUAUGUCGCGAAAAAAAGAAAGGAUCAACAAAACUUUGUUGUUGAUAAAUCUGUUGGAAAAUUUCGCAGCGUUUUUUCACAAGAACAGGAGAUAGAACUCGUCGACUAUUUAAAAUUAUUUAAUCUAUUUAAAUUCAAAAAAAGACUUUUUGGCUUAACCAUGAUUGACUUUAGACGUCUGGCUUUUCAAUUAGCUAUACGAAAUCAGUGUCAACAUAAAUUUAAUGCUGCAUCUGAAAUGGCUGGCAAGGAUUGGAUGCAAUGUUUUUUAAAACGCCACCCUACUUUGACGCUGCGAAAACCAGAAUCAACUUCUGGAGCUCUAGCUAUGGGAUUUAAUAAGGUUGCGGUAGCACAAUUUUUCCACCUUCUUUUGGAAACAGUAGACAAAUAUAAGCUAGUUGGUGAACGCAUUUAUAACUGUGACGAAACGGGGUUGACUGUGAAUCCAAAGGGCCAUACCAAAAUCUUAGCCUUGAAAGGAAAGCGUCAGGUUGGCACCCUAACUUCCGCCGAACGAGGAAAAACCAUAACUGCUGAAAUCUGUUUUUCUGCUGCUGGAGCAUAUAUGCCACCUAUGCUUAUUUUUCCAAGAAAACGGAAGCAACAGUCAUUUGAGUUAGGCUUGCCACCUGGUUCAGUAGUAGAAGUUAGUGAUUCUGGAUGGAUAACCUCUGAACUUUUUUUAAAUUGGUUUAAGCUAUUUGUUACGUUUUCUAAAGCAACAAAAGAAAAUCCAGUGUUUCUUUUGUUAGAUGGACAUGCAACCCAUACCAAAAAUAUUAACCUAAUUUCGCCUGCACGUGAGAACGGUGUAAUAUUAUUAUGCUUUCCACCACACACAAGUCAUAGACUGCAACCGUUGGACGUUUCCUUCAUGAAGCCGUUAAGUACAUUUUAUGAACAUGAAACUCGGACAUGGCUGCGUUGCAAUCCAGGAAAGGUAAUAACCAUACUUCAAAUUUCCACGCUUUUUGGUAGUGCCUUUUUAAACGCAGCCACCAUGAAAACGGCGAUAAACGGAUUUCGCAAAACUGGUAUUUUUCCACCCGAUGAAAACGUUUUUACCGAAGUUGAUUUUUUACCAGCUGCUACCACGGAUAUUACAAACAAUACCCCUCCAUCAGCCAAUGAUCCUUCUACUCACCAAGAGCUCAUACGCCAACGGAACCUUCAAUUUCAAUAA
Molecule: messenger RNA, 1278 nt
Organism: Sitophilus oryzae (rice weevil)
Lineage: Eukaryota; Metazoa; Arthropoda; Insecta; Coleoptera; Curculionidae
Exons: 1
Coding region: 1-1278 (425 amino acids)
Cellular component (GO): nucleus
Molecular function (GO): DNA binding
Source: RefSeq, a predicted model, not a curated record